Tarenaya hassleriana is the source of this 998-nucleotide messenger RNA. Its product is annotated as putative glycine-rich cell wall structural protein 1. The transcript is spliced from 2 exons. The record is from RefSeq and is a predicted model, not a curated record. Gene Ontology annotation, molecular function: electron transfer activity. Lineage: Eukaryota; Viridiplantae; Streptophyta; Magnoliopsida; Brassicales; Cleomaceae. The coding region runs from base 52 to 729 and encodes 225 amino acids.
ACACUAAUAUUCACUCCCCAAAUCAAAUCAAUCCAAUAAAGCACAUAAGCAAUGUCUGCUUCUGGUGCACAAAAGCUUGUCUUGGUCCUCUUGACCAUCGCCUAUAUCUUCUCCGCAUGUGCCGAGGCCAACAGAGGCUGGGGCUGGGGCUGGGGCUCGAAUCAAACCGGCUCCAGCUGGGGCUGGGGUUGGGGGUCGAACCACUCCGGCGGUGGGGCUGAUUCUGGCGCGGGCUGGGGUCCAGGCUCUAACCAGACCGGCUCGAACUGGGGCUGGGGCUGGGGCUGGGGCUCCAACCACUCUUCUGGCUCGGGCUCCGGCUGGGGUCGGGGUUGGUGGGGCUCACAGAACCGCACUAGCGGUGCCGCCGAUAAGCCGAGAAAGAUUGUCGUGGGCGGCUCAGCCGGGUGGCAGUACGGGUUCAACUACGCCGAGUGGGCGUCCAAGAACGCCCCUUUCUACGUCGACGACAUUCUUGUUUUCAAGUACGACCCACCGGCUCCAUUCACACACAGCGUGUACUUGCUCCCGGACUUGUGGAGUUACAUGAGGUGCGACGUGAAGAGAGGGAAAAUGAUAGCGAAGCCAUCGCAGGGAUCGGGCCAGGGGUUCGAGUUCGUCCUCGAGAAGUGGCAGCCUUACUACUUCGCCUGCGGUGAACACGACGGCGCUCACUGCAACAACGGUACCAUGAAGUUCACCGUCGUCCCAAUGCUCCGCCGUUGGUAAAUCAUAUAAGAGAGAUGACCAUAUAUAUACAUAUAUAUGGUCAUCUUCUCGAAUGAUUCAAUCGUCCAAAUCUAUUACCAGACACGCAAGUCUUCAUCAUCGUGAAAUUUAGUUGUCUUUAAUCUGUCAACAAACAUGUCUCCCUUUACCAUUUAUAUGUGUUUUACGAAUUCAGAUUUUGUUUGUGUUCUUUUUCUUUUUUUCUUUUUUUCCCUAUGUAUUCUGAUAUUGGAAAUGAUGGAUUGAUGAGAUUUUAUACGAAUAAAGAA